AUGAGCUACUCUGCCACUUCGCGGGUCCUCUGGAGCCGAAUUUCGGAUUCCCCGGCCGUCGCCGCCUGGAACUCCGGUAUCAAGGAGGCCGUGGAUCGGGGGUGCUUCGAUGGGGGCCUUCGACUCUACAACCAGAUGCGCCGCGCCGGCCUCCGGCCCGACUGGUUAACCUUCCCCUUCGUCGUCAAGGCCUGCGCGAAGGUCGCCGACGACAUCUGUGCCCGGGCCGUGCACGGGCACGUGGUCAAGUCCCCCUUCUGCUCCGACGUCUUCGUUCAGACGGCGCUGAUGGACAUGUACCUGAAACACGGGCGGCUGGAUUCCGCUGCCGCCGUGUUCGAAGCGAUGCCUGAGAGAGACGUCGCAGCCUGGAAUGUGAUGCUGAUGGGAUUCUCUCAGCUGGGUUCUCUCUCUAGAACACUGGGUUUUUUCCGAGUGAUGAGGCUGGAAGGACUAGCGCCAGAUUCCAUCACGUUCGUGCCCUUGGCUCAGGCUUGCGCGGCGGAGGAGAGCUUGACGGGGGCGAGAUGUGCCCACGGGCUCGCGAUUCGGGCGGGAGCCGCCGGUGACGUCUCCGUGGCCAACACCUUGAUUUCCUCCUACUCUAAGUGCGGGGACCUUGGCGCGGCGGAGUCGGCCUUCAGCGAGAUCUCCACCGGCGACCGGACCGUCGUCUCGUGGAACUCAAUGAUAGCUGGUUAUGCUCGUCACGGGAGACCGGCCGACGCCGCCGCCUGUUUCGGGGAGAUGCGACGCUGGCACGGGGGCCCGCCGGAAGCCUGCGCUGCCGUGAGCUUGCUGUCUGCCUGGGCGCUGUCGACGGCUCUUUCGGAAGGUGAGAAGGUGCACUCUCUUGCCAUCAGAGGAGGCUUGGAUUCGGACUCAACCGUGGGGAAUGCCCUCAUCUCUCUCUACUCCAAGUGCGACGACGUCGGCGCCGCUCGGCGCUGCUUCGAUGGCAUGCCGGAAAGGACCCCCGUUUCCUGGUCGACGAUGAUCGACGGGUACGCUUCGAGAGGCGCCGUCCCAAGAGCCCUGGAGCUGUUCCACGCCAUGGAGGCCUCCGGAGAGAAGCCCGACGGGUUCGCCGUCGCCGCCAUCCUUUCCGCCUGUGGCUGCUCGGGCGCCCUCGAUCUCGGACGGUCGAUGAACGGAUACGCCUUCGUCAAUGGGCUCGACAGUGGGGUCGUCGUCCGCAAUGCCCUCAUGGAUAUGUACAUGAAGUGCGGCUGUACCGCGGAGGCUCGAAGCCUGUUCGACGAGAUGCCCCACAGAACCGUGGUCUCCUGGACGACGAUGAUCUCCGGGUACGCCCUAAAUGGGUCCUUCUGCGAGGCCCUCGAUCUUUUCCACCGCAUGGCAGGCUCGGGAGAGCCGCCGAACUGCGUCACAUUCCUGGCCGUCCUCCAAGCUUGCGCCCAUGGCGGCCUCCUCAGGGAGGGUUGUGAGUACUUCGCCAUGAUGGCCGAGGUCUUCAAACUGGCCCCACGUUUGGAGCACUACGCGUGCGUCGUAGAUCUGCUCGGGCGGAGGGGCCGGCUGAAGGACGCCCUGAGCUUCGUCCGGUCGAUGCCCCUGGAGCCCGACGCCGGAGUGUGGGGGGCCCUGCUCGGCGCCUGCAGCGCCCACCGCGAGGUCGAACUCGGCGAGCACGCCGCCCGUCGGCUCCGCGAGAUGAAGCCUAGGGCGGCGGCUUCGUACGUGCCGCUGGCUAACGCCUACGCCUCCAGGGGGCGGUGGGACGACGUGGCGGCGGUGCGGGCCGCCAUGAGAUGGCAAGGUGCGAGGAAGGCCUCCGGCGAGAGCUCCCUCCACUCCGGUGGCCGUCUCCACAGCUUCGCAGCCCAGGACAGCUGCCACCCAGAGGCGGCGUUCGUCUGCGAUGUCCUGCGCGGGUUGGACGGCGUCAUGAGGGAAGAUCCUCAGUGCAUGGAUUUCGCUGCUGAUGUGUCCAAUUAUUAG
Messenger RNA from Spirodela intermedia, 1962 nucleotides. The record is from the annotation of a GenBank genome assembly. NCBI's taxonomy places the organism in Eukaryota, Viridiplantae, Streptophyta, Magnoliopsida, Alismatales, Araceae.